Messenger RNA from Leptopilina heterotoma, 1051 nucleotides. RefSeq names its product mediator of RNA polymerase II transcription subunit 18 (gene MED18). The record is from RefSeq and is a predicted model, not a curated record. Gene Ontology annotation, cellular component: core mediator complex; mediator complex. The coding region runs from base 182 to 838 and encodes 218 amino acids. Gene Ontology annotation, biological process: regulation of transcription by RNA polymerase II; termination of RNA polymerase II transcription. Gene Ontology annotation, molecular function: transcription coregulator activity. NCBI's taxonomy places the organism in Eukaryota, Metazoa, Arthropoda, Insecta, Hymenoptera, Figitidae. The transcript is spliced from 3 exons.
UUAUUAUAAGCGAAAGGAUAAUAAUUGAUUAACUAUGGAAUUUUGUUUUGGAGGACAAACCUUUUUAUAUUCUAAAAAUGUCUAAAUUGAAUGAAUUGGAAUGAAUUGAAUCGUGACAGAAAAUGAGUAACCUAACCUCAAAUUGUAAAUAUUGUCAGGAUUGACAGAAUCGUCAGCAAUCAUGUCAGCUCCAAUAACCACCGCAAUGGAAAGUAUGACAACUGCCAUGAAGACGAAUAUUAUUCCAAAUCAGGAAUAUCUUCUUCAAGGUUCAGUUCUAGACAGUGCUGUCGAGGUUCUACUACAUCGUCUUCGUGGCUUAUGCGACAAUGUCGACACCGGUCCCGAAACUUUUCACGAUCACGAAAUGUGCUUCAGUAUCAGACGAGGACCACCACCGGAACAACCUCUUCUUCUGCGAAUACGAAGAGCUCUAGACUAUCCGGAAAUGCCAUGGCAAUUGCGUUACAUUGGUCAAACGGAAAUUGGCGAUAAAUCACGUCCAACUUUGAUAAGAAGCAGUUUGGAUAUUGCCACAAGUAAUACGGUGGCUGAAUUUCUCUCGGAAUUGGGAUGUAAAUUGGAUUUUGAAUAUAUUGUACGUGGCUAUAUGUUUCGUAAGGGUCGAAUGAAGAUCACCGUCUCGAAGAUAUUCAAAAUGGGACAGGGAAAAAUGCCCGACAGUGUUGAACCAAUGUCGCAGAGUUAUCUCGUCGAACUCAGUGUUCUUGCACCUUCUGGACAGGACGCAAUUGCUGAGGAUAUGAGGUCAUUCGCGGAACAAUUAAAACCCUUGGUGCAACUCGAGAAAAUUGAUUACAAACGCCUAGUGCAUUAAGAUCAUUUUAUUUCUCAUAUAAAAUUAUUUAUAUGCAAAAAGAAACCGUAUUUUCUUACUACGAACUUUUUAUUUAUAACAAAUUAGGUUCGUAUUUUUAAAACUAUACUUUUUAUCAAUUUUUUUAUUACUUUUUUUAAUUAGUUUAAUAAAUUACUAAGUGUAUCAUUUCUUUUACGUAUUAAAAAUAAUAAAAUUUAUACAGAACUUCAA